CCUCGCCACCGCCGCCCUUCAGCCCCGGCAGCGUCUAUGUCCCGCCAUCGCGGCACCAGCCCAACCCCUUCAAGGACGGAGGCGAGGCGCACGAGCUUGCUGAACGGCGGUAGUGCGCUACUCGUGUCCCGUGCGCGGUAGUGCGGUUUCUUCGUGCUUUUGCAUUUCUUUUUCUUUUUGGUUUCUCUGGAAAAGGGCUGCGAGGCCUUUCUUGAUGGCUGCCCUUGUUUUUUUACAGACGGUCGUGGUUUGUUUGCUGCUGUUGGUGUUGCUGUUGCUUGUUUACCACAAAAUGAUACCCCCAGGCUGGAGUUGUUUCUUUGGGCCGAUACCUAGCGGAGGGAAGAAGAAGAGGGAGAAGAGAGGGAAGGACGAGGAAAAGAACGAAAGAAAGAUAGCAGGAAAGAAGAAGAAGAGAAGAGGCGAAGGAAAGGAAGGGAAAGGAAAGGAAAGAAAAGAGAAGGAAACUAAAAAGUUAGACCAGAGACGGCCGCCGCAUUGCAUUUCAUCAAGAAGUUGAGCACUAAACC
Aplosporella prunicola CBS 121167 is the source of this 530-nucleotide messenger RNA. RefSeq lists its product as uncharacterized. The transcript has a single exon. Bases 215 to 520 code for a protein of 101 amino acids. The record is from RefSeq and is a predicted model, not a curated record. Lineage: Eukaryota; Fungi; Ascomycota; Dothideomycetes; Botryosphaeriales; Aplosporellaceae.